UGUAAACAACAAAAAGAACAAAAAGUAAAUAUUGCCUAUUUUCCAGGGCGAUAUUUGGUUUGAUCUGGCAGAACACUUUUGAAUCAAAAGUUUUUGAUGUUAUAUUCAUUUACUUGUCGUUAUAACCUCCAUUUUGAGACGAAAGAGGACUUAUCAAACCCCGAUGGCUGAAUUAAUAGAAACCAGAUUUCGCGAGGCUGGCCGCGGUUGUGGGGCGUUAUAUGUUCGCUUGAAACCGAUAUUUGAGUAUGUUGUUGAUUUGCUAAUGAUCGCUUACCAGUGCUAUGAUUGUGUUAGUGAUGGAAUAAACGUUCAUGCCUACUAUGAAGGCGAUUCCUUGGACGUUAGCAGCCGUGAUGACCGUGUUUAUCGCGCCUUUUUGUUCAGCCUUUUAGUCAGCUGUGUGUGUGCCCUGGCAAGUAUUGUAGGUUAUAUCUUGUUGGUCAUUGGCUUGUCAAAGAAACUAUACAAACAUCAAGAGGAUAAGAAUAACACUUAUAAACUUGGCCGGUUGAUUGUAUUCAUCAGCUUGAUUUGUCAAGUAAGUUUCGAAGAGACAAUACAAUGUGUCGUGAUGUACUACUACAUUGUUCGAUGUUCAGUCAUAUUCAGCUUUUGGAAGACAAGCUUAUUUGUAUGUACAACACUCAGUUUGGUUAUAUCUUGCUACACAUUCUUUAAAGCAGCAUAUCUUUGGUUCAAGAAACAAGAUUCCCUACCUCGGAAAUACCCAUCAUGCCUCGCACCGUGUUACAACUUGGAAGUGUCGCAUGUCGGGUGUGUCAUUUUGUGUGUGUUUGCCAGUCUCCUGACCUUGGCCCUGUUUUCACUAAACAUUGUAACAUUAGUAGACAUUAUUAAAUAUUCUGAAGUUGACGUACCCCAUGUGUUUGCCAAGAAUCGAUUUGGAAACUAUGCACCUGUAAAAAUUACACAGGUUAAAAAACUAGUAAAAUCACAUAGUCAAAAUAUCAUAGAGAAAAUACCAUGUGCCAAUUCAAACUUUGAAGCAAGCCAUUUUCUUGGGGAUCAUUCAUCCCUGAAUUGUACCACAGCAGUUUUUACACUAAACUUUGCAAAACACACAAAGAAGCUGAACUAUAAACUGCAGUAUUGCUACAAAGCAGACAACAGCUGCGUGGAAGUCAAGGCAACCAACAUUACAUUGGAUUAUACUCAUGAUCUGUGUUCACCAUUAGCUCCUGCCUUUGAUUACCUGGGUGAUCCUAGGCAAAUUGUGAAAACAACAAGUGCUAUCAUGACAAAACAAUUGCCAUCGAACAGCAGUAAUACUUGAUCUUAUUGGAAAGUAGAUGCAUUGCAGUACGUAUAGGCAGGCUUUUAGCCAGGCUCCUAAAAGAGGGCGUCCAAUUUUGGUACAACGAUGCAUCUACAGUAGGGGGGUUUGAGAAAAUGUUCCUCUGGAAAA
This is a messenger RNA of Paramuricea clavata, 1429 nucleotides long. The record is from the annotation of a GenBank genome assembly. Lineage: Eukaryota; Metazoa; Cnidaria; Anthozoa; Malacalcyonacea; Plexauridae.